Molecule: messenger RNA, 707 nt
Organism: Durio zibethinus
Lineage: Eukaryota; Viridiplantae; Streptophyta; Magnoliopsida; Malvales; Malvaceae
Source: RefSeq, a predicted model, not a curated record
AUAUUACAACUUCGUUAAUUCACAUACGCAGCUUGUCCUCUCCUCUUAUCACGCCAUGGCCAUGCUUAGAGCUUUCAGCACAAGAAGCCGUCGAGGCUAUGAAAGGUUACUUGAAGUCGAAGUUGACAAGCCUGUUUCGAGCAUUGGUCAGUGGAAAACACAGUUGAAGAGGGCUAGAAGUGUACCAGCUCGAGUUUUUGGAUUAUCAAGAUCAAAGUUUAGCCCGGAAUUGGCCUUGCUAGAAAGGUCUCAAGUGAAAAAACCUUCGACGUCCUCCUCAAACAAAAAGGUUACCAAGAGUACUACUCACCCACUUUUCAGUAUCUUUGAUGCUCGUCGGAAGAAGAAAACAACAGCUAAACCAGAAUUUGCCAGGUAUUUAGAAUACCUGAGAGAAGGUGGGAUGUGGGACAAGAAUGCAAAUACGCCUGUCAUGUACUACAAAUGAACAGGUGUUUUGGUUCUUGUUUUAUUUGAAAAAAAAAGGGUUCGAAUCGAACCCAGAAUUUGUACACAUAUCAUUUAGCUCGAUUGCUUUUCUGCACUUACUUUUCUUUCCCAUUUAGAUUGAUCUGUAAGACUAUGACAUUGUUUAAAACUUUGCAAAGAGAUAUAUUGGUUCUAUGAUUUGUCAUUAGUUGAUUUAAUCAGUAGUUCCUUUAAUUUCCUAAAGGCUUCAUUAUGAGAACGGGGCUACUUUCCAUUGA